AUGGUGGCCUUGUUUGUGUAUCAUGCUUGUAGCUACAUCUGUAAGGCCAUUAUAAAGGUUACAUCACUUGAAACACAAGAAGUCCUGAGGCUCAAGAUCAAGCAGUCCUUGAAUGGCACUUACGAAGAGGGACUAUUAUCUUUGUAUGUGAAACCUGAAGAUGUGGCUGUCACGCCAAUAGCCCUCAUGGAUUGUCCAGAAAGCUUUUCCCACACAACCUACAAGGGGAAUUACUCCUGGCCACUAACAAAGCCAGCGGCCAAAGCGAAGGUGAGCUGCAGGAAAAACCCUCUGCAGUCUGCUGAGAGGAGCUGUGGAAUUAAUAUUGACCUUGAGCAAGCUUUUUGGAGGAAACCAGAUUUGACUGAAUGUAGAUUACUGGAAGAACUCCCAAAUAAUAUCUUAGACCUCCACAAUAUCAUGAUAACAGAAGAGAACGCACAGGAUGUUGCAGAGCAGAUUCUGUACCUCUUGCCAAAUGCAACCCUGCAAAUGGAAGAACUAGAAAUCAUCACAAGUAAAGUUUCUGAGAUUGUAAGGCUGGCAGAUGUGAGCAUGGCACUCGCAGAGUCCGUAUUGUCUAUACUAAACUAUAUUUUGCUGCAAGAAAUAGAAGAUGAGAACAUGAGAAAAGUGACCAAUAGUAUCCUGAAGACAACUGAGGAGAUGGGCUAUAAGGUGACUUACAUGGAAAGAAAUACAUCGGUCAUAACCACUUCCAUGGCUCUGCUGGUGAUGCGUCCAGACCCCAGCACAUUUGGAGGACUGGCCUUUGGUGUUACCUCCUACAACAGAGGCCUGGAUCUCAAGAUCAACAUUCAGGAAAACCCUUUUAAAGAGGCCUUGGCCUCGGUGUUUUUGCCAGAGUCACUGAAGAAAUUCCUCGGGAUCAAGCACUCUGACCCAGAGAAGCAUUCCAAGAUCCAGUUUAACUUCUUUGGCACUACUUCACUCUUUGUGGAUGACAGCUUAACAAAGGAGAGGUUGAAUACUUAUGUUGUGAGUGCCAGCAUUGAAAAUGCAUCAGUUCAGACCCUUAAGGAGCCUGUGACUAUUACUCUUCAGCACAUAGACCCUAAUACGGGGAAUGCAGCGGUGCACUGUGUCUUUUGGGACUUCCAGAAGAACAAUGGACUGGGUGGUUGGAAUACGUCAGGGUGUGAAAUGGAUUCUACAGAUAGGAAUUAUACAAUCUGUUUUUGUAACCAUCUUACCCAUUUUGGAGUCUUACUGGACUUGGCCCGGGCAGAGAUAGAUACCACACAAGACCGAAUAUUAACUCUGAUAAGCUAUGUAGGAUGUGGUGCUUCUUCCCUGUUUCUGUGUAUAACACUGGUGACAUAUCUAGUCCUUAAAAAGCUGCGGAGAGACAACCCUGCAAAACUCCUUCUCAACCUUUGUGCUGCACUGCUGAUGCUGAACAUGGUCUUCCUCACCAAUUCCUGGCUGGCCUCUUUCAACCAACCAGCUCUCUGUAUCACCGUGGCCGUGCUCCUUCACUAUUUCCUCCUUGCAGCUUUCACGUGGAUGUGUCUGGAGUCUGUUCAGUUUUACUUGGCUCUUGUCAAAGUUUUCAAUGUCUACGUCCCAAAGUACAUCCUAAAAUGCUCUAUUGCUGGCUGGGGAAUACCAGCUCUCAUCACUUCUACUGUGCUCAUUAUAAAUAAAGACUUCUAUGGCGACAGAUCACUCUCAGAGAGCAAUCCAUUCAGCAAUUUUUGCUGGAUUCAGGAGAACACAGUGUUUUACAUCUCCGUUGUGGCCUACAUCGUCUUAAUAUUUUUGAUCAACACAGCCAUGUUCAUCACUGUUCUCCUUCAAAUCCACUCCAUGAAAUCAAGGACAUACAAGAGAUCCAGGUUCUGGAAACAAAGUUUUCUCCAAGACCUCAAAAGUGCUUUCAGCUUGAUGUUCCUUUUGGGCUUAGCUUGGGGCUUUGCCUUUUUUGCCUGGGGAGCAGUGAGGAUAUUGUUCUUUUAUCUCUUCAGCAUCUUUAACACCUUGCAAGGGUUCUUUAUCUUUGUGUUUCACUGCUUAAUGAAGGAAGAAGUAGUGAAGCAGUGCCGAGUACACUUCUGCUGGGGGAGAGGUCGGCAGAGUAACUACUCUGACUGGAAUGGGUCAGGUGCAGCUGCUGGAUCUACACCAAGGUGUUUAAACCCCAACUCACCAUCCCAGGCUAUGUGGAAUCUAAAUUCUAAUGGAACAAGUUCCAUGUUCAAUGGUUCAGAUUUCCUUCCCAGGACUUCUUCAGAUAGACAUUUUAGGAUGGCUGAAGUUCAUUCCAACCCCAGUGCUUUGCUCCCAGAAGAUGCUGAAACCAAAUAUCCUUGCUCGCAAAGAAUAUUCCCCAUGGAUCCAGGGCGGCACUAUCCACCGAAAGCAACAUUUCUUCAUUGAUACUGAAUUUGGUUUCUUUUGAUGCUCUAAGGAUGGUUCUUUUUUUGUGGCAUGUAGAAAUAAACAUUGGUCUAAAG
This is a messenger RNA of Melopsittacus undulatus (budgerigar), 2477 nucleotides long. RefSeq names its product adhesion G protein-coupled receptor G4 (gene ADGRG4). Gene Ontology annotation, molecular function: G protein-coupled receptor activity. The record is from RefSeq and is a predicted model, not a curated record. Lineage: Eukaryota; Metazoa; Chordata; Aves; Psittaciformes; Psittaculidae. The transcript is spliced from 16 exons. Gene Ontology annotation, cellular component: plasma membrane. Gene Ontology annotation, biological process: adenylate cyclase-activating G protein-coupled receptor signaling pathway; cell surface receptor signaling pathway. Bases 1 to 2400 code for a protein of 799 amino acids.